GUCGCAUUUAAUACGGGGAGCUUGCGUUGAUAACGCGCCUACGCGUUGUUGGAGGUUGGACACGGGUAGCAUCGCUGACGACGACACGACGACGAUCCGCUUCUUUCCCCUGAGCACGUUGCGCCGCAGAAAUCGCCACGAUGUUCUUCCUCUACAACAUGGAGCGCAGGGUCACCCUGCAUCCCUCCUACUUUGGCCGGAACAUGCACGAGCUGGUGACGAGCAAGUUACUGAAGGACGUGGAAGGCACCUGCGCAGGAAGCUACUACAUCAUUUCCAUCAUGGAUACCUUCGAUAUUUCCGAGGGUCGCAUUCUUCCGGGCAGUGGCCUGGCCGAGUUCACGGUGGGAUACCGAGCCGUGGUUUGGCGACCCUUCAAGGGCGAGACGGUUGAUGCUGUGGUCUACUCAGUCAACCACCAGGGCUUUUUCGCCCAGGCGGGACCUCUGCGGUUAUUCGUGUCGGCACAUCUGAUCCCGUCCGAGAUCAAGUGGGAUCCCAAUGCGACGCCGCCGCAGUUCACCAACAAUGAGGAUACCAUCAUUGAGCCAGGAACCCACGUGCGCGUAAAGGUGAUUGGUACGCGCACAGAAGUCGGCGAGAUGUGGGCGAUUGGCAGCAUCAAGGAGGACUAUCUAGGCUGCCUCCAGGACUAAAUGUCACCCCCGAUGGGAAAGAGUAAGGAGACGGGCCACCACGAACGACCACGCCCAGCGCGACCUAUACAGACAUCGGUCGGCGAGAGGUGGGUAUUCGACACUCUACGCGAGUGUAUCCUUGGCCGAUCAUGGCAACAAGUGUUGCUAC
Colletotrichum phormii is the source of this 807-nucleotide messenger RNA. Its product is annotated as RNA polymerase Rpb7-like domain-containing protein. Lineage: Eukaryota; Fungi; Ascomycota; Sordariomycetes; Glomerellales; Glomerellaceae. Gene Ontology annotation, cellular component: RNA polymerase II, core complex; P-body. The transcript is spliced from 4 exons. The record is from RefSeq and is a predicted model, not a curated record. Gene Ontology annotation, molecular function: single-stranded DNA binding; translation initiation factor binding; single-stranded RNA binding. Bases 141 to 656 code for a protein of 171 amino acids. Gene Ontology annotation, biological process: transcription initiation at RNA polymerase II promoter; positive regulation of nuclear-transcribed mRNA poly(A) tail shortening; DNA-templated transcription.